GCCAUCCUACGGACGUCAAGCUCCUAGGAGGCACGGAGGUAGGGCUGUCGCCAUCUGACCCUAACCUCUUCCGGUUGCUUCCGCUGGCCCGGGUCCAGCCUCGGUGGCUAGAGCGUCGCGGGACGUUGGGCGCGAGCUGAGGACCGCCCUGAGCCCGCCGCUCGCGCCUGACGCCUUAAGCAUUUGUCUCUGCAUCGAAAUGGCUGAAGUCUACAGAGUUGAGACAUCCCUCUGAUAUGCUCAGAGCUACACUUCUUCCCAGGCUGCUGUGACAUCUUGGUGGCCCCACUAUGUCCAGGCUCCAGACCCAGGAACAGGCAGUGGAUUCUGAGGGAGACUCAUCCCUAUACAGGAGAAACGAGGAGGGGACGCAGAGCUCCCACCGCAUGCUGGGCUUUAGUGAUGCACUGCUGUCCAUCAUCGCCACUGUCAUGAUCCUGCCUGUGACCCACACAGAGAUCUCACCAGAACAGCAGUUUGACAAAAGUAUACAGAAACUCCUAGCAACUAGGAUUGCUGUCUACCUUAUGACAUUUCUAAUCGUAACUGUGGCCUGGGCAGCACAUACCAGAUUGUUCCAGGUUGUUGGAAAAAUAGAUGAUACACUUGCCUUGCUCAACCUGGCCUGUAUGAUGACUAUCACCCUUCUGCCCUACACAUUUUCGUUAAUGGUCACCUUCCCUGAUGUGCCCCUGGGCAUCUUCCUGUUCUGCACGUGUGUGAUUGCCAUUGGAUCUGUGCAGGCAAUGAUUGUGGGUUAUGCCUUCCACUUCCCACAUCUGCUGAAUCCACAAAUCCAGUGCUCUACACAUAGGGACCUGUCCCGGCGGCACAUCCUGCACCUAGUCCUCCGUGGCCCAGCACUGUGUUUUGUUGCAGCUGUCUUUUCCCUCUUCUUCUUCCCCUUGUCAUACCUGCUAAUGGUGACUAUCAUCUUCCUCCCUCACAUCAGCAAGGCUACCACCUGGUGCAAAGACAAGUUUGUGGGCCACAGGGAGUCUCCAGCUCACAGUGUGGAGCCAUUCAGUAUUGACCUGCAUGCGCCCCUCAGCAAAGAGCGGGUGGAAGCUUUCAGUGACGGUGUCUACGCCAUCGUGGCCACACUCCUCAUCCUGGACAUCUGUGAGGACAAUGUUCCGGAUCCCAAGGAUGUGCAAGAGAAAUUCAGUGGCAGCCUUGUGGCUGCCCUGGGUGCAUAUGGGCCACAAUUCCUGGCAUACUUCGGCUCCUUCGCCACAGUGGGUCUGCUCUGGUUUGCUCACCAUUCACUCUUCCUGCAUGUUCGGAAGGCUACACAGACCAUGGGGUUACUCAACAUACUGUCACUGGCCUUUGUGGGUGGCCUCCCUCUGGCCUACCAGCAGACCUCAGCUUUUGCCCGGCAGCCCCGUGAUGAACUUGAGCGUGUGCGUGUCAGCUGUGCCAUCAUCUUCUUUGCCAGCAUCUUCCAGUUUGCCAUCUGGACUACAGCCCUGCUGCAUCAGACAGAGACACUACAGCCAGCUGUGCGAUUUGGUGGGCAGGAGCAUGCUUUCAUGUUCGCCAAGCUUGCACUGUAUCCCUGUGCCAGCCUGCUGGCCUUUGCUGCUACCUGCCUACUGAGUCGGUUCAGCACAGCCAUCUUCCACCUCAUGCAGAUUUCAGUGCCCUUUGCGUUCCUGUUGCUCCGUCUCCUUGUACGCCUUGCUCUGGCAGGCCUUCAAGUCCUAUGGGACCUGUGGCCACAGCGUCCCCAACAAGACCAGGGUGAACCCGAGACACAGUCCCAGCUCUUGCCUGCCCCCUGCUAAUUCCAAGAAAGCCACUCCUGCCUAUCCUGAGCAUACUGUAAGGGGUCCCAUGGAGAUGUCUUAGUACAAGCUUAUUGUGACACUGGGGCUGUGGAUAUAUUGGCCUGGGUAUUGUUUACAUUGUGAAAUACCAAGAUCUAUUUCAAGAGUA
Messenger RNA from Apodemus sylvaticus (European woodmouse), 1941 nucleotides. RefSeq names its product transmembrane protein 175 (gene Tmem175). NCBI's taxonomy places the organism in Eukaryota, Metazoa, Chordata, Mammalia, Rodentia, Muridae. The record is from RefSeq and is a predicted model, not a curated record. Gene Ontology annotation, cellular component: lysosome; endosome. Gene Ontology annotation, molecular function: potassium ion leak channel activity; proton channel activity. The transcript has 11 exons. Bases 291 to 1790 code for a protein of 499 amino acids.